AUGAAUCAAAUUUCAAAUGAAUUAUCUUCUACAUCAUUAUCACCUUUACCAAAUGAAUAUAAUUCAUCUUUAUUAACACAAAUUAAACGUCAAUUUAGACAAUUUUGUGAAACAACUUCAUUACGUGGUGUUCCAAGAAUUGUUAGUACAAAAGAUUCAAAACGUCGAUUUUUAUGGCUUAUCUUUGUAAUUUCAUUUUUUAUUGGUUGUAUCACAUGUUUAACAUUUAUUAUUAGUCAAUAUUUAGAAUUUGAUGUAAUUCAUCAACCUAAAAAAUUAUAUGAUCAACCACGUCCAUUUCCAUCUGUAACAUUAUGUAAUCUACGUCCAUUUUCUACACGUGAUAUAAGAAAAUUAAAAAAAGCUGGAGUGUUACCAGUAGAUAUGUAUUUUGAAAUGUUAAAACGUUUUAUGAUCAGUGUACCAAUGGAAUACCGACGUUAUUUAACUAUGUUAUGGGAUUUUUCUACCUAUUUAGCUAAUCUACCUGAUUUAGUUGAUGCAAAUAAUUUAGGUCAUACAUUAGAAGAUAUAGUGAAACGUUGUUUUAUUUUAUAUAAAACAGGUAGUGUAACAAGAGGUACAGCCUGUGAAAAAUCAGGCUAUUGGACUAAAACACAAGAUCGUGUAUUUCAUAACUGUUAUACAUAUACAAUUAAUCCGAAUAAAACAAACACAGCAUUAAACAUGGAACUUGUAGUUUAUUUGGAUAAUUUAAUUGAACAAACUGAUUGCUUUGAUUGUCAAGAAAGAGUCAUGGCAAGUCAGUUAACUGGUGCAAGACUGCUCUUACACCCUGGUGCUUCUUAUCCUCGUGUAGCUGAAGAAGGUGUAAAUUUAAUGCCAGGGACAAUGACUGAUAUACGAUUUACAGUAUAUGAAUGGUCUAUGAUGGAACCACCUCAUGGUAGAUGCAGUAAAAAUACACCACAGUUUAUAUCAUUUAAUAAUGUUAACUAUACUUUUAGCGAAGAAGCAUGUCAUGCACAUAUGGUGCAAGAAAAAGUCGCUUCAAAUUGUCAAUGUUUAACACAACAUUUACCAAUUCCAACGCAUUUACUUGGAAAAGAUUUAAGAAAAUGUCAAGCAUUCAAACUUCCAGCAACUUAUCAAAUAGUGUGCAGAAAAACUGGAACAGCUAUGGAUAGUUAUCAAAUAGGCUGUAGACCAGCCUGUGUUCGAUACACAUACAAACCGAGCAUAACAGCUGCUCAAUGGCCAACCAAAACAUUUCUAACAUGGUUUGUUACAAAAUUUAUAAAAGAAAUGGAAGCAUCCGGUUAUUCACGUUUAAAAUCAACAAAUAAUGAAACAUUAACUAUAUUUAAUGAACGUAUGGAAGAAAUUCGUACACCAUUACAACCUUAUGAAAUAAUUUCUAAUUUAACUAAACAAGGUCAUUUACAAGAAGCAAUUAAAAUGCUUAUGAAUACACAAAUAUUUGAACAAAAUUUUUUAUCUAUUAUAAUAUCACGACCAAAUUUUGAUUUAGAACGUGUUGAAGAAAAAGCUGUUGUAUCAUUAACUUCAUUAUUUAGUCAAAUUGGUGGUUUAUUAAGUAUAUGGAUUGGAUUAACAUUUGUAUGUAUUGUUGAAUUAGUUGAAUUAGGUUUAAAUGUAGCUGAUGCUGUAAUUCAUUAUAAAAAAUUAAAAUCAUAA
Molecule: messenger RNA, 1659 nt
Organism: Schistosoma mattheei
Lineage: Eukaryota; Metazoa; Platyhelminthes; Trematoda; Strigeidida; Schistosomatidae
Source: the annotation of a GenBank genome assembly